Pseudoliparis swirei is the source of this 1627-nucleotide messenger RNA. Its product is annotated as elastase-1-like. Gene Ontology annotation, biological process: proteolysis. The transcript is spliced from 5 exons. Lineage: Eukaryota; Metazoa; Chordata; Actinopteri; Perciformes; Liparidae. Gene Ontology annotation, molecular function: serine-type endopeptidase activity. The record is from RefSeq and is a predicted model, not a curated record. Bases 1 to 837 code for a protein of 278 amino acids.
AUGUGUCGUAGCUUUAUGGAGAUAGUGAGCAUCUCCUUCCUGGUUUCUAUGGAGUUUUCAAGGGUCCUAAGAGACACAUACCAGCGGGUGAAGGAUCGGAGAGUAGUGGUGGAUGGGUUCAGGAGGUGUGGCCUCUACCCUCCUGACCCAUUCCGGCUGCGGCGUGGGACCUCCUCACUACCUCCGCCAACCCAAUUGCCAUUUUCCUGGGCUACGGCCUCCAACAUGCCCCUUUCCCCAUCCCCAGAAACAACCUCCUCCUCCCAAUUUGUACAUCUCACAUCCCCUGGUAACCUCAGGUCGGUUAACAGUGGAGCUGGCCCACCUCCUGACCCACUUUCUGGCCCACCUCCUUACUACAACUGUAACACCGACAAGCGGGGAAAAGAUGUAACGUUCGUACUCGCUCUGCUGCGUCUGUCCUCUGAUGCCUCUCUCAACAGCGACGUCCAGCUCGCCGCUCUUCCCCCCAACGGUCAGGUCCUGCCCCACAACAACCCCUGCUACAUCUCUGGCUGGGGUCGCACCCAGACUGGAGGUCAGCUGUCUGCCCAGCUGAAGCAGGCCUCCCUGCCCAUUGUUGAUUACAAGACCUGCACCAGCUAUGGAUGGUGGGGCAGCACUGUGAAGAACUCCAUGGUCUGUGCUGGUGGUGGAAGAAACUCUGGUUGCCAGGGUGACUCCGGUGGCCCCCUGAACUGCAGCGUGAACGGGAGGUGGGUCGUCCACGGGGUUACCAGCUUUGUGUCGUCCGCUGGCUGCAACGCCACCAAGAAGCCCACCGUCUUCACCCGUGUCUCUUCCUACAUCAGCUGGAUGAACAGCAUCAUGGGUUGAGAAGAAAAAUUAUCUCCGUGGAGACGGGAGCCCACUCUGGAUUGUUCUCCGUUUUUUGCAUGUUCUCCAACAGAAUAAAAUAUCCUGUUGUAUAAUACUUUCAAGAUUCAAGAUUCAAGAUGUUUUAUUUGUCACAUACACACACAGGGUGUGCAGUGAAAUGAAAGUGGCAAUGCUCAGCAGGAAUGUGCAAGGGCAACAAGUACACACUAUUUACAAUAAAAAACAACACAAUAUUUACAGUAAGUGUGUGUGUGUGUGUGUGUGUGUGUGUGUGUGUGUGUGUGUGUGUGCCUAAGAGGGGCAGUUGUGUGGGUCUAUGUGGGGGUCCUGGUGAGGUCGGAGUUCACAAUCCUGAUGGCCUGAGGAAAGAAACUCCGUCUCAGUCUCUCUGUUCUUGCAGCGUGACUACGGAGGCGCCUGCCUGACCGCAGCAGCUGAAACAGUCUGUUGUUGGGGUGGUGAGGAUCCUUCAUGAUCCUGCCGGCUCUGGUUCUGCACCUCCUGGUGUACAAGUCCUGCAGGGUGGGGAGUGUAGUUCCAAUAGUGCGUUCAGCCGAACGCACUACUCUGCAGAGCCUUCCUGUCCUGAGCGGAGCAGUUGCCAAACCAGGCUGUGAUGCUUCCUGUCAGGACGCUCUCUACAGCUCCAGAGUAGAAGGACUGAAGGAUCCUCUGGGAAACUUUAAAUUUCCUCAGCUGCCUGAGGUGGUAGAGGCGCUGCCUUGCCUUUCUCACCAGAGUGUCUGUGUUCGUUGACCAUGUCAGAUCCUCGGUGAUGUGGACUCCC